AUGGAUAUCUGUGGUGGGAAAAGGAUCAUCCUCAACCCUUCUAAAUUCACCCUCGGCGCAGAGGUUGUCGAAUUCGCAGGCUUUAAUAUCACUACUGACAGUGUCCGGCCAUUCCAGAAAUACCAAAAGGCGAUCCUUGAUUUCCAUGCACCGUCUAAUAUCACCGAUUUGCGGUCAUGGUUCGGACUUGUCAACCAAGUAUCGUAUACCUUCAACAUGACAGAUAGGAUGUUAACAUUUCGUCAGCUCCUGAAGCCCAGUACGCCAUUCGUCAGGACUACUGCCCUCCAGUGUACCUUUGGAGAGCCCAAGGCCGUCAUUACCCGCGAGAUUGAAGAUGGCGUGAGGAUAUUUGACCCAAGAAAGCCUACUUGUCGGGCAACGGACUGGUCUACGGAUGACAUUGGCUUUUGGCUUCUGCACCUGCGAUUGCACUAUCCUCUUAUGCCAUGUCACGGGUUGGAAUGUAACAUUUGCAGGGAGUCGAUUUACUCAUGCUGCUGA
Lytechinus pictus (painted urchin) is the source of this 504-nucleotide messenger RNA. RefSeq lists its product as uncharacterized. The transcript has a single exon. Lineage: Eukaryota; Metazoa; Echinodermata; Echinoidea; Temnopleuroida; Toxopneustidae. The coding region runs from base 1 to 504 and encodes 167 amino acids. The record is from RefSeq and is a predicted model, not a curated record.